Messenger RNA from Staurois parvus, 283 nucleotides. NCBI's taxonomy places the organism in Eukaryota, Metazoa, Chordata, Amphibia, Anura, Ranidae. The record is from the annotation of a GenBank genome assembly.
UCCCUAUUGAUGCCACACAUGGGAUAAAGAUGCUGUAUGUCUUUGUUGAUAUCAAGAUUGAUACAUCACAUUUUGUGGACACAAUACGUUUCAAUUUUCAUCAAGGAGCCUCAAUUGCCUUCGUCAGCACCAUACAGUUUGUGUCAGCACUUCAGGCAGCUGUCCAAGCCCUACGUUCAGAGUACAAAGUUACUGUCCCCCAGAGUAAGCCACUGUCACCAGGGGAGAUCCUGGGCUGCACUUCCCCACGCCUGGAGACACCCGUAGACGCUGUUGUGUAAGU